Scomber japonicus (chub mackerel) is the source of this 1149-nucleotide messenger RNA. Its product is annotated as inward rectifier potassium channel 16-like. Gene Ontology annotation, cellular component: plasma membrane. Gene Ontology annotation, biological process: potassium ion import across plasma membrane; regulation of monoatomic ion transmembrane transport. The transcript has a single exon. The record is from RefSeq and is a predicted model, not a curated record. Gene Ontology annotation, molecular function: inward rectifier potassium channel activity. NCBI's taxonomy places the organism in Eukaryota, Metazoa, Chordata, Actinopteri, Scombriformes, Scombridae. Bases 1 to 1149 code for a protein of 382 amino acids.
AUGAGCACAGAGAGGGGUGAUCAGGUCAUCAUUGACACUCACAACACUACAAUCCACACCCUUGGCAGAAAAAAUGAGGGAAAGAAGCUGCGUUACAUGCAGAAAGAUGGCAGCUUUCCUGUGCUGUUUCAGAAGGCCCCCGGAAACUGGGGCCCAUAUCUGAUGGACAUCUUCACCACUCUUGUGGAGAUCCGCUGGAGGGUGAUGCUCCUCAUCUUUUCCCUGUCUUACAUUCUCUCCUGGCUCUUUUUUGGUCUCUGUUAUUGGCUUAUUGCAUAUGUAAAUGGAGACACGGAUGAUGUAGAAAAUGAACCCUGUGUGGCCAAUGUGGAUGGCUUUACUGGAGCGUUUAUGUUCUCAAUGGAGAGCCAGGCAACUAUUGGCUAUGGCUUCAGGGCGAUAACUGAGAACUGUAUUGUGGCCAUUAUUGUACUGACAGUUCAAAGUGUAGUCAGCUGUCUCCUUGAUACCAUUAUCAUUGGUAUUGUUUUGGCUAAAAUGGCAUCUGCUCGUAAAAGAGCUCAGACAGUGGGCUUUAGCAGCUGUGCAGUGGUCAACCUGCGAGAUGGGGUUUUGUGUUUGUCAUGGCGCCUUGGCGACUUUAGAGGUAAUCACAUUCUGGAAGGUGUGGCCAGGGCCCAGAUAGUCCGCUUUGUGAAGAAGCCUCUGGGCUCUGUUGUAGUAUCAUACGAGGACCUAGACAUCCAGAACCAAGACAUUGUCCUUGCCACACCAGCAACAAUUACUCACAAGCUGGAACCUGGCAGCCCCCUCUACAGCCUGAGCCUGGAUGACCUGCAGCAGGACCACUUUGAACUGGUGGUGUCCUUCACCUACACUGGUGACUCUACUGGAAUGCUCCACCAGACACGUACCUCCUACACACCAGCAGACAUCCGCUGGGGGCAGCGUUUCCAGGACAUGUUGAAAUUGGGCAAGAAGCAUUACAGGGUGGACUACGCUCUGUUCAAUGAGACCACAUGGGUGGCAGUGCCCCUCAUGAGUGCAGAGCAGUAUGACAGGGGGAGACAUCCAGUAGGGACGGGACAGUCCGACAGUGAACACUUAAGAUUAAUCAAGAGAAAUGGAGGCAGCUAUGCAGUGACAUCUGACAUUGCUGCUGAGGUGAUGCACCAAACCUGUUUGUAG